Pyrgilauda ruficollis (rufous-necked snowfinch) is the source of this 4812-nucleotide messenger RNA. RefSeq names its product suppression of tumorigenicity 7 like (gene ST7L). The record is from RefSeq and is a predicted model, not a curated record. NCBI's taxonomy places the organism in Eukaryota, Metazoa, Chordata, Aves, Passeriformes, Passeridae. Bases 51 to 1814 code for a protein of 587 amino acids. Gene Ontology annotation, molecular function: protein binding. The transcript has 17 exons.
CCGCCCCGGUGCCUGUCCCGCCCCUGUCCCGGCGUGCCCCGGCGGCGGUGAUGGCGGAGGGCAGCGGCGGCGCUGCGAGCGGCCGGGGGCCGCCGUGCCCUGGCGCGGCCGCGGCGUUCCGGCGCUGGGAGCAGCUGCGGCGGCGGGCUGCGACGCCCUGGGCCCGCGGGCUGCUGGCCGUGGCCGCCGGGCUCGGGCUCCUGUACGCGGUGCUGCGGGUGCCGGUGCGGCUCCGGGACGGCCUGGCGGCCGUGACCAUGUUCUUAAGCACUUUGACUCCAAAAUUCUACUUUGCCCUUACAGUAACUUCAUCUUUUAUAUCUGGACUGAUAUUUGUGUUUGAGUGGUGGCACUUCCGAAAGUACGGCACGUCCUUCAUCGAGCAGGUUUCUGUGAGCCAUCUGAGGCCCCUCAUCGGGGGUGCAGAGAGCAGCCCCCCAGCCCCAGCAGCUUUCUCGGCGGGGGAGAGUGAGACCAGCAGGCAGAACAUGCCAGAGUGCAAAGUGUGGCGAAAUCCUCUCAAUCUUUUCAGAGGGGCAGAGUAUAGCAGGUACAUGUGGGUGACUGGGAAGGAGCCUCUUACUUACUAUGACAUGAAUUUGUCUGCUCAAGAUCAUCAGACCUUUUUCACCUGUGACACGGAUGCCCUCCGGCCCUCAGACACAGUUAUGCAGAAAGCCUGGCGAGAGAGGAACCCGCAAGCCCGGAUUAAAGCAGCAUAUCAAGCUCUAGAGUUGAACAAUGAUUGUGCUACUGCAUAUGUCCUCCUGGCUGAGGAAGAAGCAACAACUAUUGUGGAUGCUGAGAAAUAUUUCAAGCAGGCUCUGAAAGCAGGAGAAAUGAUUUACAGAAAAUCUCAGAACUGCCAUUCCCAGAGCCCCCAGCAUGAAGCACAGCUGAGAAGAGACACCAAUGUACUGGUGUAUGUGAAAAGGAGACUAGCUAUGUGUGCCAGGAAACUUGGAAGAAUACGAGAAGCAGUAAAAAUGAUGAGAGAUUUGAUGAAAGAGUUUCCACUUCUCAGUAUGCUGAAUAUCCACGAAAACCUCCUAGAGGCCCUUCUGGAGUUACAGGCAUAUGCAGAUGUCCAGGCAGUUUUAGCCAAGUAUGAUGAUAUCAGUCUUCCCAAAUCAGCAGCAAUAUGUUACACAGCAGCUCUGCUAAAAGCCAGAGCUGUUUCAGAAAGGUGGGUUUUUCCCUUCAGGUUCUCCCCAGAAACUGCCUCCAGGAGAGGACUUAGUACAGCAGAAAUUAAUGCUGUGGAAGCAAUUCACAGAGCUGUGGAAUUUAACCCUCAUGUUCCAAAGUAUUUACUAGAAAUGAAAAGCCUGGUGCUGCCUCCAGAGCACAUUCUGAAGCGAGGGGACAGUGAGGCAGUAGCAUAUGCUUUUUUUCACCUCCAGCACUGGAAGAGGAUAGAAGGGGCUCUAAAUCUGCUGCACUGCACAUGGGAAGGCACAUUUAGGAUGAUCCCAUACCCAUUAGAGAAAGGACAUCUUUUCUAUCCCUACCCGAGCUGCACAGAAACAGCAGACAGAGAACUGUUGCCAACAUUUCAUGAAGUCUCCGUUUACCCCCAGAAGGAGCUUCCCUUUUUCAUCCAUUUCACAGCAGGCCUGUGUUCCUUUUCAGCCAUGCUGGCCCUCCUUACCCACCAGUUCCCUGAGCUGAUGGUCAUUUUUGCAAAAGCUAUGGCAUCUAGAAUAUGGAUCCCGUCUGGAAGCACAGACUGCUCUUGGUGGAUGGGCUGUUCUGUUGGGGUGCUGCGGGUGCUGUGGCCCGUGAGUGCUCCCAGCGUUCUGGCCUCCGGCUGAAUGGACUGCACCAGGUGCUUUGGGACUCUUCUUUCACCCUUCAUCUUCACUAUGGAGCACAUUGAGGACCUGCUGCUGUCCAGCCCCUGGCAUCAGCUGGCUAGUGUGACUGGCGUGUAUUUUCCAUGAUAGUUUGAUUUUGUUCUUACGAGCCUCACUUGGGGGUUGGCUGACCCCCAGUUGUGGGAGCCAAGGAAGAAAUCCGGGUCUUCAAAUUGAUAUCCUUGACCAUCUUCCAUGCUGAUGGUGCUUAGCAUGUGAAUUUUCUUCCUUGGCCUUAACCUGUAAUCAUCUAAGAAAAUAGUUCUUGUUGAGCAAUAGUUUAUUGCUCUCUAAAUCACUUGGACAACUGGAAGCUCAUACUUCCUCUGUAAGAAAGGAGAAUACACAAACUGAGCAGGUGUUUGGAGUACUGAUGCUUCCUUCUCAGCUGCAGAUGCGCCAGAUACUUGGCUUAGAUUUAAUUUCAUAAGCCUUUUUCAAAAUAUUUGUUAACAGCAAAGUAUGGUUCUGCUUUCUUUAUUAAAAGGUUGCUACUUAACACAUUGAAUUUGUUGACUUCUUAAGUGUCCGUUAAAUAUAGAUUACAGUGUGCAAACAAAGAUUUGUUUCUUCUCUAUCUUACGAGCUUGCAUUACUCAAGGAGAUGGUGAACUCCUUUAUUUCAUGUUACUUCUUUAGAUUUAAUUGUGCAUCUUUUAUUCUUUAAGACAAGGCAUUUUGAAAGACAGGAUGGCUUCUGAAACUGCCCAAAGUGUUGUGUUAUCUGCAGGGGACUCUGUUGGGAGACCUGAACCUUCAAGUGUUAGUCCAAAGUAGUUUCACUGUUGUUACGAAGACUUGAAGAGAAUGGAGAUGUGGAAAAUCCUUCAAAGGAUUUGCUUCCCAUGCAGACGAGUCCCGAGGGUUUGUUUACUGCAGAGGGGAAAAGAUGUGGCAGCCACGUGGUUUGAGGUAAUUGGUGUGACUUCCAUCUCCACUCUCCCCUUAGAGCAAAAGUCUUUUUCCCACACAGGUCUGCUGCUUGGCAUCAGGGAAGCAGUCAUGCCAGCCCAGGCUUCUUAGAAGGGCAAGUGAUAAAAAUAGCACAGACUUGUGGAUAAAUGCUAAUUCUGAGCACAUGAAAACCCAUCAUCUUGCUUUUUGCAGAUAAGCACAUACACUUAGCAGUAAGAACUGGGGGGAUUUUACACGUUUGAUCUCCACUAUCUUUGUGAAUGUUUGUGACAUUGAUGGCUUCUUCCAGAGGUGGUGUAUAUUAAUCCAGUUUCUGAAUCCUGGAUGGAAGAAGCUUGCUGUAGCCUACUGUAUUCUCUGAAACAAUCUCUUCAUCAGUCAAUUACAAAUCAUUUGAAUUGAUUUAAAAUACCUCCUUACACUGAAGAUCAAGAAUUAAUUAUUUUUCUUUUUCCUUAUUUUCAAAUCCUUCUUUACCUUGUAAACCAAGUUCUGUGAAGCAGAAAGUCACCUCUGUAUCUCAUGUAAGUGUAGUUUAUUUGUAACUUUGAAGGGAAACAUACUUGCUUAGGUGGAAAUGUCAUUGUUUGCUCUCCAGAAACAAUGGCAUAUUUCUGUUGACUGGACUUAAAUCCAGGUUAAUAUUUGAAUUAAUCAAGGAAUCAAAAGGGAAGCCCUACAGAAAGAUACUACCAGUGUUUUCAGAGUUACCUAACUACUAGAAUGUAAUUUUCUCAACUUUCUUUCCAGUUGGUCACUGGGGCUGUUUCUCACCUUGGAAUCACUGUGGUGAUUAAUAGGCCUGUUGUGUUCAUGUGAUUUCACUUUGUGGUCUGCAGGGGCCCAUAAGGUAACCAGCCUAAUGCUUUUUAAAGUUGAACCUUUUCCAGCAGUUGUGUGGGGUUAUAAAUGAAGCUCUGCCUCCCAUGUAUCAUCCCAAGAGCUGCUUUCUCUCACUGUCCUCCCUUGACAUAACAGUAACAGAAAGGGGAUGGGCUUGUUCUGCGAGGAGAGCUGGCAGCAGGCUGUGUAAUGAAAAUCUUCCUGUCUCCAGAAGUGCCAGCAAUUCUUGAGGAAGGAGUGCUCUCUAUAAUGUUCCAUGUUUUUGGGAAGUGUUCCUUUGCCACUUAGGAGCAGACACUUACACCUGACCCAUACCUUAGGAAUAUCAAUUACGUUGUAUGUGUGUGUAUAUACACAUCUACAUUUCUAUGUAUAUAUACAUUAAAAAUUGCAAUUAUGACUCCGGACAAGAUGAAUAUUGAUGUAACUUCUUUGAAACAAGAACUGUGGUGACUUUACAGCCAUUGGGAUGACAAUAGCUUUUCCACAAGGCUUUAUGUGGCAGAGGUGAGGCAGUUCAGACUAAUAAAUAUUUCAGGGUAACAAGGUCUGUUCAUUGCAACCCUAGUUCAUGUGGGCUAUAAAUCACAUCAGAAUUCUGGGGAGUAAUCUCUGACAGAUAUUUACCAUGCUGGGAGCCCUUCAUUUUUGAAAUUUGGAAUAGAUGCCUGUUAGCAGCUUUUAUGCAUAUAUGUAUGUGGCAAAAGGACUUUUCAUGCCGUCAGGCACCUGGGUCACUGAGGUUAUGGAGACAAAUUCACAUGGAGAUGGCCCUGGGGUGCUUCUCCAUCCAGAUUUGUCGCAGGCCAGUUCCCUUCCUGCAUCUCUCCAGCACUGGCUAGGCAAGUUUAUUCCCUGCUCCUCAUCCUGGAAUUGUUGUGAGGGUGCCAAGCCUCAUAGAUCCAUGACUCUGAGCAAGGCAGGGUGUAAAGGUCAUAGUUGAGACCAUUAAUAACAAGGUGCAAACGGCUGGUUUAUAUGUAAUGUGAAGCUUUUUACUUAUUUCAUUUUUGCACUUUGGGGGCUCUGUUUGCUUAUGGAGCACUUGGUGUCUGGUACCUAUUUAGCCUGAGAGCAGGCAAUUGGGUUCCUUCAGGCCUUCAGAGGAAUGCAGAAAAUUGUUCUCUGGUGUUGUAAUUCUGCUGGGAUAACUGGAGCUUAUUUGUCUCACUGCUUAUUAAAUGCAUACUUGUCUAGA